This is a messenger RNA of Pelobates cultripes (western spadefoot toad), 594 nucleotides long. The record is from the annotation of a GenBank genome assembly. NCBI's taxonomy places the organism in Eukaryota, Metazoa, Chordata, Amphibia, Anura, Pelobatidae.
ACCCUGCCAGGCAUCGAAAUAACCCGACAGAGGCCCGAGGCCUUCAGGAGCUUGAGCUGGGAUGAGACAGCCGCUCUCCCAGGUCUCCGACCAGCAUCUCGCUCUCGGUCUCCACUGGCAGCUACUACUGCUUCAAUCUGGGCCCAAACAACCGCCCUGUCGCAGAACAAUCACUGGGCAGUUCUCCUCAAGAGGGCCGCCGCAAGUCAGCCAUGUGCGCGACUUACUAGCAAGAUCAAGCCUAACAUAGAGGAGACCACCCUGUACAGACUGACCACCAUUACAGACUGCCCCAGGAUUAUGCCAACUGACAACACUGUGAAGCUCAAGGUACAGGCUACCGUCAAUAAGCAGAGAAAAAUGGGGUGGAAAAAGAGCAGGACACCCCUGGACACUCUUUAUAACGUGGACUCACUGCUAUACUUGGGGGGCCUGUUCAGCCUGCAGUCCACCGGGGAGGAGAACCUGGAAAUGAGGCUCUCGAUUUGGAAGAGCCGUCACCACAGACAGCGCCAUCACACCCGGAUACCUUACAGCCCCCAACCAGGGGAGACCUCUACCUCAUACAUGUGGGUACAACCUCGUGAAUUCCAG